GUGGGAUCCGACAGGCCGUGGACUUUCCAUCGCGUCUUCGCUUCGAUGAUGACCAAACAAAAACGCGUCAGCGCUAGCGUUGGCCUUGCCUCCAGUGGACAGGAACGGAGAGGAAGCGAUCGUGCCCACUGCCCACCCGCCGAACCAAAUCCGUAGCAGAUCUUCUAGAAACCGUCGGGCGUGGCAAUAAAGGCGCGCGCUGCAGGAGUGCGAGCGCUGGAUCCGCUUCCCGCAGGCACGAGCGAAUUUCCCUUCGAGCGGCGCACACGACACGACGCCACACGGCACGGGGUUCUCGGCUCUCUCCGAGCAAUCUCCGCGGGGCACCGUGCCACCACUGACGAGAGCACGCAACGCAAGCAGGGGAAAGGGGGAGAGGAGGUAGUGCGGAAUGGCGGCGUCGCUUGCAUCUGGGGAGGUGGCGAGGCGGGAUGGGGUGGCGGAGGUGGGGACGGGCGCGGGGGCGGGGACGGAGGAGGAGGAGGACAGGUGGGUGCGGCUGCUGCCGGAGCUGGUGGCGGAGGUGGUGCGGCGCGUUGAGGCGUCCGGCCGGGAGCGGUGGCCGGCGCGGAGGGACUUGGUGUCCUGCGCCUCCGUCUGCAGGCGGUGGCGCGAGGCCGCCGCGACGGUCGUGCGGCCGCUGCCAGAGUCAGGGAAGAUCACGUUCCCGGCCUCGCUCAAGCAGCCAGGGCCAAAAGACUUCCCGAUCCAGUGCUUCAUCAAGCGAAACAAGAACAACUCUAUGUUCUUUCUCUACCUUGGGUUGAGAAACAAUCUGACGGUUGCCACGGACAAAGGGAAGUUUCUCAUGGCUGCUAAAAGGUUUAGGCGGGGUGCUCAUAUAGAGUACAUUAUUUCUCUUGAUGCUGAUGUUCUGUCGCAAGGAAACAAGGCGUAUGUGGGGAAAUUGAGGUCUGAUUUUUGGGGAACAAACUUCUGUUGCACACAUUGCAGGUCUGAUUUUUGGGGAACAAACUUCAAAAUAUAUGACAGCCAGCCACCCUAUGAUGGUGCGAAGGUGUCAAGCACGCGAUCUAUUCGGCGUUUUGGAAGCAGGCGAAUUAGUCCUCAAGUGUCAUCAGGGAAUUUUGAUGUUGGACAGGUUUCCUACAAAUACAACCUACUCAAAUCCAGAGGGCCUAGGAGGAUGUUUUGCACCAUGGAGUGUCCAUCAGUUCAAGAGACCUGGGAGAAUUCCCUCAAGGUGAAGUCUCUAAGGCGAACGGGUACCACGGUCCUCAGAAACAAAGCCCCACGGUGGCACGAGCACUUGCAAUGCUGGUGCUUGAACUUCCAUGGGCGGGUGACAGUUGCAUCUGUCAAGAAUUUCCAGCUGGUGGCUACACCCGAUCCGGGCCAUCCUGAUAGCAUUGGGGAUGAGGAAACCGUUCUCCUGCAGUUCGGGAAGGUUGAUAGUGAUAUCUUCACUAUGGAUUAUCGCCAGCCGCUCUCAGCAUUUCAGGCGUUCGCCAUCUGCCUUAGCAGCUUUGGUACAAAGCUAGCUUGUGAGUAACAAUUUUGUUCGGAGUAGUUCAUGUCACAGUGUUGUUUCGGCCAGUUGAAAAUCUGCAGACGCUCUUCUCAUGUCAACUGGCUUCAUACUUCAGCCAGUUGAGUCGACUCUCUUCUUAUGCUGUUACCUUCUCUUCCGGUUUGGAUCAAGGAGCAGUUUCUGCCAUGUACAAUCAUUGUGCAGAGUUGUUUCUGGGACGAAAAAUGUAUGUAGGAUUAGCUUGUGCUUGGAAUUGAAAAAAGGAGAAGGGGCUUUUGUAUAUAUGACCUUGAAUUAAGGAGCUACCAUUUUUCGGUUUUCGUUGAGAGCCGCCAUUUUAUAUAUUGUUGUAAACCUGGCGAUGCUGUUUGAGUUAUAAAAUCAUGGUUGAUUGAAGUUC
Panicum virgatum (switchgrass) is the source of this 1892-nucleotide messenger RNA. Its product is annotated as tubby-like F-box protein 10. The transcript is spliced from 4 exons. Lineage: Eukaryota; Viridiplantae; Streptophyta; Magnoliopsida; Poales; Poaceae. The record is from RefSeq and is a predicted model, not a curated record. Bases 392 to 1513 code for a protein of 373 amino acids.